AUGUCGACGAACGCCACCAUCCCUGCAUCGUACCCCGAGAAUCUCAACGAAACCUUUUCUCAGUUCGUAUACGAGCCGCUCAUUGCACCGAAGCUUGAGGCAUGGGCGGAAAGCUACGUGGAGGGGCGUAGGCAGAGGAGGAGGCAGCGACAAGGCCCUGUCCUCUCUCAGCCCGUGAACGAGCACGGCGACGAGAACACAACGCGCAGAUCCGCAGAAGAUAGGCAGCGUGCGGACGACGCUUCUAUCGAGCUGGAACAGCUCGCAGCUCGAGAACGGGAUGAAUGGAGAAACGCUGUCGGCUCAUCAACGCUGCGACGCAGGACGACGGCGGGGGCUCUCGAGGAGUCGCACACCAUCGCGUAUCCCAUAAUGACCCCGACUCAUGUCAUCGCCGAUACGUCUUCUCCCCCUUCUCCUGGAGGGCAGUCGAUCCGGACGAGCGCCCCAUCUGCCGACAACAGCCCCACUCGUCCUCACAUCAGCCUGUUUGAGCCUCAACCGUCCACGCGAUCGCAUAGGUUAAUGUCCCCGAGACUUCCCACUCCCGUAUCUAAUUACUCCCUGUCGUCGUCUCGUGCCAUGACCCCGACGUCGACCUUAUCCGAGCACUCUCCCGUAUCUUCGAGGCAGCUAUCCCCAGACCUGGGCGCAUCACUUGCCCUCCCGUCUUCGUACAACACCCCCCUCGACCGCUCGACCAUUUCAGAAGCCGACCCUGCGCCUGCGUACACCGACCCACUCUUAAACCCUGGCUCGCCCUUCUCGGAUAUUCACUCUGUGGAGGCGCGACACAGUCCCGAGUACACAUCCCCAUCGUAUUCUCCUGGCGCACUGAUUGGCUCUCCACGUAUGGGGUCGCCUAGCAUCUCAUCGGACUUCACGGUGGACUCGGACGAUGGAUUUGACGUGUUGUCGCCCCGUUCUGGGAUGUUCAGCCCGUCGACUAGGAAUAGCCGCCUCGAUGACGAUCCAUUUGAAGUGGGCUCUCAGCACGAGAGCGAAGUCUCGUGGACGAGUGUCGGCCGUCGCUCCCCACCGCCUCAAUUCUAA
Molecule: messenger RNA, 1053 nt
Organism: Dichomitus squalens LYAD-421 SS1
Lineage: Eukaryota; Fungi; Basidiomycota; Agaricomycetes; Polyporales; Polyporaceae
Exons: 2
Coding region: 1-1053 (350 amino acids)
Source: RefSeq, a predicted model, not a curated record